This is a messenger RNA of Colias croceus (clouded yellow), 3335 nucleotides long. RefSeq names its product N-alpha-acetyltransferase 60 (gene Naa60). The transcript has 5 exons. Gene Ontology annotation, molecular function: histone acetyltransferase activity; protein-N-terminal amino-acid acetyltransferase activity. The record is from RefSeq and is a predicted model, not a curated record. Gene Ontology annotation, biological process: N-terminal peptidyl-methionine acetylation. NCBI's taxonomy places the organism in Eukaryota, Metazoa, Arthropoda, Insecta, Lepidoptera, Pieridae. Gene Ontology annotation, cellular component: Golgi membrane. Bases 321 to 1061 code for a protein of 246 amino acids.
UGACAUUUGAUUAUUGUUAUCGCUGUUUCUCGGGAUUCCUAUAUAUUCAUUACUAUAUCUAACAUUAUUUUGAUUUGAAAUUUAAUGGGUAUUUAUAAAAAUUACGACACAAUUUGUGAGAAAUGUUUGAAUGAAACUAUUAAUGGCCAAUUUAACGAAUGGCUGGAUUCAGCUGGUAAGCAAUUCGUUAAGUUUUGAUUGUGUUAUCGAGUUCCAAUUGGUCGUGUUCAAUUCGUAAUUUGUGGGCAUAAUUGUCUUCCUCUGGGUUUAAUUGAGUCAAAUUAUUCAUUUAUUUAUGCCAUUGGGACCGCUUGAUUUAAAUGGCCUUUUACUGGUAUCUGUCUGAAGGCUUCCAAGUUAUUAUUGAGAAGUCUAAAGAUGCAAAAUGUUCUUUGAAAGAUGUGCAAUUGCGUUUCUUGUGCCCUGAUGAUCUAGAGGAGGUGAGAGCUUUAUGCAGAGAUUGGUUUCCAAUAGAAUACCCACAGUCCUGGUAUGAAGACAUAACAUCAUCGGAGAGAUUCUUUGCAUUAGCAGCUGUAUACAAAAGUCAAAUUAUUGGUCUGAUAGUGGCCGAGAUCAAACCUUACCUUAAAUUGAAUGCGGAAGACCGAGGAAUAUUGUCCCGAUGGUUUGCGUCAAAAGAUACCCUUGUGGCCUAUAUACUCUCCUUAGGUGUAGUCCGUUCGUACCGCCGUUCCGGUGUAGCGACGAUGCUCCUCGACGUGUUACUGAACCACUUGGCGGGGCCCGUGCCGCAGCCGCCGCACGAACAUCGAGUUAAAGCUAUAUUCUUGCAUGUGUUGACUACUAAUAGCGAAGCGAUACUGUUCUAUGAAAAGAGAAGGUUCCGGCUGCACUCGUUCUUGCCAUACUACUACUUUAUAAAGGGACUGUGUAAAGACGGGUUCACAUACGUCUACUAUGUGAACGGUGGUCAUGCACCCUGGGGUCUAUAUGAUUACGUGAAGUACGUGGCAACAGCAGCAUGGAGAGGCGGAGGCCUAUAUCCUUGGUUGUGGGGGAAAUUACGCACCGCGCUCACCAUAGCGUGGCAUAGAUAGCUAUAUGACAAUAUGAGUGAAUGUUAGGAAUGAAAUACAAUUCUAUGUCAACUUAUCAGACCAUAGACAAGAUUUGGAAUGACUGGCAGGUUAGUUAUAAAUAAAUAUAAGUAUAAAAAGUUUAUUGUGGUAUUAUGGUUGCGAUGUUUUUCAUCACAAUUUGACGAAUGAUAAAUAAUGAGACUUUCUUUUUUCAUUGGUUUAAGAGGCUAUUCAUAAGUUUUGAUUUUAUUAUGCGCAGUAUUAACGAACGACUUAUGGAUGUGAAUGAAAUAUUAUGUACAAAAUUGUUUUAAAUUACAAAAUGAGUAACUAUGUAAUUUUUUAAAAUAUGUUCAUGCCUGCAAAUAAUCGCGCAAACAUAAAUAUUUUCAAAAACUAUCCUACAUGCUCUGUCUUUAUUCGCGCAAUCCAAUUCACAACUGUGCACUGAGAUCUUUUUGACAAUUCUCUCACACUUUUUGAUUUCACUCUUCUGAAUACCAGAAAUUGUAUCAAAUAUCAAUUCUAUGUAAUGGUAACCUAUGUAUCUCCUUUAUUUUUUAACAUGAUGCAACAUGUUCAAACUCAAUGCAAUUCUAAAAACUAGUCGAUUUCUUUUUAACGUGAAUACGAUGCCAGCUGUAAUUAACGGUUUAGUAAGUAUUUAUUUCAGUUACUGAAAAUUUAUAUCGAGAAUUGCAUUUAGUUUUUGCCAUGUUGUACCAGUAUCAAAUAAAUUGCUAUAAAUAUUAAUACUUUGCACUGCACCUAAUUCAUGAUAUUAUCAUGAAAUGCUAUCUUAUCGUUAGUUUAUAGUCAUAAAGAUUAACGGUACAAGGUAAUUAAAAAAAUUGCAAUAAUAUUAUGGUAAAGCAGCUUUACAUUUUUUAAAAAAAUAACAAAUGUAUCGAGAUAGGAGCAUUUUAUUAUUUUGCGCGGUUUUAUAUUAAAAUUCAUCAAUUUUACAUUAAACGUUUUGAGAACAAAGCCACUGCCAAUUUAAGAGCUAGUUAUUGCUAGAAUGCAUUUUUUCAUUGUCAUUAGAUAUGCCUGAUAACUUUUUUUUUCGUUUCGAAUUGCGAUACAUUCCUAUUUAUUCCCUGUGCUAUUUCUAAAUACCAUUUCUCAACUUUCGAUUAUAUUUUUACCUUGAAAACUUUUUUUUCAUAAUCAAAAAUCCAAACGAAGUACUAACUUUUCUAAAUAUAAUUUUAUAACUAUAACUUAUAAAUUUUUUGCUUUCUAUUUAGCACGAUAUUAUUAUUACUGCCGCUGCGGUACGAAAUCAUAUACAUAAUUAAAUUUGGGAAAAUAAGCAGAUUAUUUUAUGUAUUAAUAAUAAAUUAUUUAUGUUUUGAGAUAUUUUAGUGAUUACUCGGCACGUGAAUUAAUGUAGUUCCUUAGCUUAUUUUUUUUAAUUUACUGUAUGUAUUUCGUGAAUUUUAAAUUCUCACAAGUCAAUUUUUGUUGCAGAAAAUAGUAAAUUAAUUGUAUGCCUAUAGAAACAGACAACUUUAGCUGAUAAAGUAAUAUGAGAAAUAAAUUUAAAUAAGUAAUUACGUUACAAAACGUUGUAUAGUGUGCCAUGAAUGUAACUCAGAAUGUCAAGUAAGGUGCCUGUGUGUUCACAUUAACGAAUAACUAUUUAAUAAAUUUGUACCGACUAGUGCAUUAUUACAUUAUAAUAAUAAUAAUAACAAGUUUUAAGGAAGAAUAUAAAAAUAAUUUAUACAUUUUGUCUAAAAUUUUUAAAACGAUUUCAAUGGAAAUGCGUAGGUAUCACGUUUUACUGCCCUCAAUUAUUAAUCUUCAACUAAGUAUUAUAUUUUUAAUAAAUUAUUUUAAUUGAAGAAAAGAAAACGUAAUCAUAAUUCGAAUGUUGAAAUUUAUCAAAUUUUUUGUGUGUGGCAAUUUAUAUUGACGCAAAGAGAAGCACACACUUGCGCACUUAAAGGAGAGAUUUCACGACGGAAUGUUCUUAACAUUAUUUACUCAUUUGAAACCAAAGCCAUCCUUUGAUAUAUUUCAAACUGAACAUAUUUUAGUCUUAAGUAUUUAAGGAAAUUAUUUUAGUUUUAUUGACAGUUAUAAAAUAGUAUUAUUUUAUAAUUCGUGCUUUUACAUUAUUUUAUGUAUUAUUUAUGACAAGUUUAUUAAGUCAAAAUUCUAUGUUUCAUUUGAUGAUAUUAUGAUAUCUUUAUGUUACUGACAUGUUGUUAUACGUACCUAAUACUGUUCUAUUUCAAGUUUCAACACUAUAACUCUUCCAAAUAAAUAUCAUUGUUGACAAAU